Penicillium malachiteum is the source of this 891-nucleotide messenger RNA. RefSeq names its product putative transcription initiation factor TFIID, 31kD subunit. The transcript has a single exon. The record is from RefSeq and is a predicted model, not a curated record. Bases 1 to 891 code for a protein of 296 amino acids. Gene Ontology annotation, biological process: RNA polymerase II preinitiation complex assembly; DNA-templated transcription initiation. Gene Ontology annotation, cellular component: transcription factor TFIID complex; SAGA complex. Lineage: Eukaryota; Fungi; Ascomycota; Eurotiomycetes; Eurotiales; Aspergillaceae. Gene Ontology annotation, molecular function: protein heterodimerization activity; transcription coactivator activity; RNA polymerase II general transcription initiation factor activity.
AUGGCGUCUCCAAGCCAAAAUCAAGGCUCGGCGCCGCCGACAACGCAACCAAUUACGCCCCCAGCAGACGCAGCCGUAAACGGCGUCACAGCCCCAACCACUGCGCCGACCUCUCAACUCUCCCUCACAGCCCCCGCAGCGACAGCAGCAACAAACUCCGCACAGCCUCAGAUUCCGGGAACAUCUUUACAAGAUAGUGGCAAAUCCCGUCGUCCACGCGACGUGCGCCUUAUCCAUAUGCUGCUCGCCUCAUUGGGUGUAACCGCCUACCAAGAUCGCGUGCCCCUCCAACUCCUUGAUUUCGCCUACCGCUACACAUCCAAUAUCCUCCAAGAUUCUGUACACCUUGCUACCGAAGGAUACAACGCUGCAGUAGGUGAUGCGAGUGGAAAUACCGGAAAGAACGCCAACUCCGCUGAAGUUAACGGUGUUUCACUUCCUGCGCUGCGACUCAGUAUUGCAUCGCGACUGCACUAUCAAUUCCAAACUGGUUUACCGAAGGAAUUCCUCAUGGAUGUGGCUGCGGAGAGAAACCGUACUGCCUUGCCUGGUGUUGCACGAGGCUUUGAUGUGCAUGGCGGACCGAAUGCUGGGCCGGCCGCUGGUGCACCGAACGAAAGUAUCACAAUGGCUGGUAUGCGGCUGCCCCCAGAGCGAUUCUGCCUUACUGGUGAUGGGUGGGAUAUGCAGGACGAGUGGGAGAGUGAAGGAGAAGAGGAGAUCGAGAUGCCAGAUGCGCCACAGGGCUCUGGUGCGGUCAAGAGCGACGAAGGGGAUGAGGGCGAGGGAGAUGAGGAUGAGGAUGGAAAGAUGGAAGAUAUAUUUGGGCAAGAUACUGCUAUGGGCGAGGCGGGUGAUGCUGACGGAGACGAAAAUAUGAACGAUGCGUAG